UAACAAUUAAAAUGUUAACUCCACGGUUCAAGUUAACCCAAGAUGCGACACGCGUGUUUAUUACUGUUCACGCUCCGUACACAAACAUCGGAGAAACUGAAAUCGAUGUGGAAGGUGAGAAUUUUUUAUUCGUAUCCAGUCCAUAUUUUUUAAGGCUUCGUUUGCCAGGCAAAAUCGUUGAAAACGAUGGCUCGAAAGGUUCGUAUACCUGUGAUUCAGGCGACUUUAAUUUUACGUUUGACAAAGAAAACCCUGGGGAACAUUUCGAAAAUCUGGACAUGAUAACUAGCUUGUUAGCCCCAAAAGAUAUUCCCGAUGUCAAUCCAAAUUUAGUUGAAAUGUUGGAAGAGAACGGAAUUACUAUUGUAAACGAAGAAAGCAACGAAAAUGAAGUCGAAAAAGAUUUUUCUUUUGGAUUUGCAAAUAAAAUUUCAACGGAAUUCGAAGAUAUAGGACGUGAGUUUGUCCAAAUAUUUGAACUGAGGGUACCUGAGCAAGUACCCGUAAAUGAGCGAAAUUCGCUGAGGGAAAAGUAUGAAAACCACAAAUUUUCACCAGAUCAUUAUUUAGCAGAUUUUUUCGAUGAUGAACUCAUAGGUCCAUACUUAUCAGCAACUGUUGAAUGGGACAGUCCUGAUUUUAAUAAAGACAUUAAUUUCACAGAAGAUGAAGUGAGCAUAUUGAAAGAUUUACCAAAUAAACAUUAUAUUCUGACCAAAAAGGAAUAUCAACAUGUUCUUCUCGGACUCGUGGACAUACUUUUUGGCUAUUGCUAUGAUAAACGGACAACUCAGAAUGAAAGUACUGUUGAAUCAGGCUGGACUAUCAACAAACUAUCACCAACAUUAUGCUGGUUUUGUAACUUUGAUGAUAUAAAGGAAGUUCUCGUAGCUUGCUAUAGAAGAGCCCUCACUUUUCCAAUUUUCAGAAACUUUGAACUUUGUCACAAGGUAAAGAAUGAUCUUGUAUCUUUAUUGAAAAGAGGGAAAAAAUUUGUGAUUAAAUGUGUAAUUGAUAUUUAUCAAAUGUUUAACCAAAGCACUGAUGCGAGGUAUAUUCUGAAUCAAUUGUAUAUGAAGGAUUAUUUAAUAUUUCUUCAAAAAUGUCAGCAAGAAGAGUUUGAUCAGCUAUGUAAUAACAUUGCUAAUACUGAGAUUAAAAAGAUUGAUCUUGGAUUAGAACUUGAUGAAUUAGAGGAAGCAGCAAAAAUGGUACAGCAAGAUGAAGCUAAGAUUAUGGAAAAUGAAAUGGCUGUAAAAAUGGCAUCUAUGUCUUUACUACCUGGUUUAAAUAGGAGUAAUGCUGAGAAUCGACCAAACCCACCACAAGUUGAAUCAGAUUCAGAUGAUGACGCUGAGACUGAUUCAUCAGAUGAGUCUGAGUUUUUAGAUUCCGAUGAUGAUCUUGCCUGAGGGUUAAUGUAAAUCCCAUGUUAGUGGGAUUUGAAUGACUAUAAAGGAAUAAAAGUUGGGGAAGCUAUUGCAUAUGAAAGAGAAAUAACAGUAUAUUAAACAGUUACAGGUUUAAAAGGUUGUAGUGAAAAAUUAUAAAGAAAAUUAUGAAAAAUUACUUAAGUCUUAUGUAAUGUAUACCAAUUAUACUAUAAUUUGAUAGACUAAGUAUGUAACUCUUUGCUCCAUUUUAUAAUGUUUUUUUAGUGAUACAUAUUCAUAGUAUUAUAAGUGUACGAUAAAUUAUAUGUUACGUUAGGAUAGUAAUGUAUUAUAUCAAAUAAUACAUAGUUAGACAAUGUUACUCCCUUUCGAAUAUUAUAUGUAGAAUUUUUAUUGGUAUUAUUAUAUAAUAGUCAAAAAUGUUGUGGAUGUAUUUUAUGUAAUACUGUAAGAAAAAAUUAUAAAAAAAUAGAA
Melitaea cinxia (Glanville fritillary) is the source of this 1868-nucleotide messenger RNA. Its product is annotated as protein SHQ1 homolog. NCBI's taxonomy places the organism in Eukaryota, Metazoa, Arthropoda, Insecta, Lepidoptera, Nymphalidae. Gene Ontology annotation, cellular component: cytoplasm; nucleoplasm. The transcript has a single exon. The coding region runs from base 12 to 1412 and encodes 466 amino acids. The record is from RefSeq and is a predicted model, not a curated record. Gene Ontology annotation, biological process: box H/ACA snoRNP assembly.